Messenger RNA from Pseudopodoces humilis (Tibetan ground-tit), 1596 nucleotides. RefSeq names its product vestigial like family member 1 (gene VGLL1). Gene Ontology annotation, cellular component: nucleus. Gene Ontology annotation, biological process: regulation of DNA-templated transcription. NCBI's taxonomy places the organism in Eukaryota, Metazoa, Chordata, Aves, Passeriformes, Paridae. The record is from RefSeq and is a predicted model, not a curated record.
UCUGAAUGUCUUUUUCUAACAGGUGAAGCUAUUCAUUACUCUUAGAAGUACUUUUUUCGGAGAUCUGUGCUGACAGUGAUUAAGGGACUGUUGGCCAUUAAAAAUGGAAGAAGCAAGGAAGCUUUCCCCAAAGCCAAGUAAAAGCAAAGAGCCUGUGAAAACAGAAUGGGGAUCUCAGAGCGUGGUGUUCACCUAUUUCCAAGGGGACAUUAACAGCAUGGUAGAUGAACACUUUUCUAGAGCUCUCAGCAAUGCCAAGAACCCCCAAGACCUGAGCACAAAGCACAAGGUAGACAGCAUGUUUCCCCAUCAGUGGAAUUUCUCUUCAUAUUGCUGCAAAUCAUAUCCAUCAUCUUCUUCAACAAACAUGGCAAAUUCUGCUCUGAAUUGUUCUGCUGCUGGUGUGGUAGGCCAGUGCCAGCCAUCAUCUCUGUGUAGUUGUCCAGCUCAACCUGCAGAUUUAUGGCCCUUCCUUCCAAUUGGGACUCCCAGUGUAACCAGUUCAGUGUAUCCUCACACCCUUCCUGACCUGCAUGCAGCUGAUGAGCUGAUCUCUGACAGGAAAUACAGUUCUCUUCUUGGCCUUCUGCAACGGGAAAGGUGCUUAACAUCCAUGCAAGAAUGCACCAUGAAGCAACACUCAAGUUCUGCUUGUAUGACUGGACCUGCAAGGUUACAAAAUAUGAGUCAAAGUUCAGCUCCUGGGGGAGAGAGGAAAGCAAACUCUUACCAAGGCUCAGAAAAUCCCAGUGUAAGCCAUGCCACUCCAGGUAUUCAGCUUCAUGACAGAAGACGAAAUUUGUACUUCUAGCACCUGAAUGUUUCCACUUUGUUCUGAAAGAGCAAGUUAUUUCAGUGAACAUUUUAUUAUUUGCAACUGUGAAUCAAGAAGAAACCAACUGCAGCUAAUCCCAUGUUUUUUCGCUCAGCUGGAGGAAUACGUGUACUAUUUACUGUUUGGGGAAUGACAAAAUAACCCUUUUCUAUACAGUAAAUAAUUUCUAAUGUUUUUGCUGUUAAUUUGGCAGUAUGUUUGUUGUGGCGAUAUAUUGUUUAUUUAAGGCUUUACAUGUAGCCCUCUGGAAAGGACUCCUGCACUUUUUUAAUUUUUGUGUUUAUUAAUUUACCACCUCCUGAUAAGAAGCACAUUUCUUAUCAAUACAGCUGAUAACCUGUAAGUACAGGGACGCAGUUAGCAUAAAUUCGGUGCUGCAGCUUCGUAGCUUGAUUUGAUACCUCCAUGUUGCUUAAAAUAGUCUUAGGCCGCUGGCAAGAGACUUCAACCACAGGUCAGCAAAGCACAUUAUUGUAUUUAUGUUUCAAAAGUGCAGCAAUUUGUGACCAUACUUGCAAUUCCUAGGAAUACUCUUCAGAAGUUUGUUAUAUACCUAUGCCUGAAGGCUCUGUUCUGCCUUCUCACCAAUAUAUAAUCAUCCUCUAGAAAGCUAUGAAUUCACAUUAGCUCUGAGAGGAAACCUAGAUUCUCAUUGGGUGCAAUUAAAAUAACAUUCAGCAAAAAGCUGCAGGUAGGAGUGUUCUAUUUUCCCAGCCUCUCUGCAGGUGUAAAAGAUUCUUUUUCUAAAUAAGCUCUGGGUU